This is a messenger RNA of Austrofundulus limnaeus, 1235 nucleotides long. Its product is annotated as dexamethasone-induced Ras-related protein 1. The record is from RefSeq and is a predicted model, not a curated record. The transcript has 2 exons. Gene Ontology annotation, molecular function: GTP binding; GTPase activity; G-protein beta-subunit binding. Bases 105 to 899 code for a protein of 264 amino acids. Gene Ontology annotation, biological process: signal transduction. Lineage: Eukaryota; Metazoa; Chordata; Actinopteri; Cyprinodontiformes; Rivulidae.
UGCACACAAAGCCAGGUCCAGACCUGACAGAAACGUUGUUGCUGUUUGGGGGAUUUAAAAGAAAAAGAAAAAGAACCCGACCACCUGCUGAAUCGGGUGCAAAUAUGAUAAAGAAAAUGUCGCCGUCCGAGAAUGAGUUCGACAUCCCGGCCAAGAACUGCCACCGGAUGGUGAUCCUGGGCUCCACUAAAGUUGGAAAGACAGCCAUCAUCUCUCGGUUUCUCAAUGAGAGAUUCGAUGACCAGUACACUCCUACUAUUGAGGACUUUCACAGGAAAUUCUACAGCAUCCGGGGGGACGUUUACCAGCUGGACAUUCUUGACACAUCUGGAAAUCAUCCUUUCCCUGCAAUGAGGAGACUCUCAAUUCUCACAGGCGAUGUUUUCAUCCUGGUGUUCAGCCUGGACAACAGAGACUCGUUCCAGGAGGUGCAGCGCCUGAAGCGCCAGAUCCACGAAACCAAGUCGUGUCUGCGCAACAAAACCAAAGAGAAAGCGGACGUUCCGCUCGUCAUCUGCGGCAACAAGUGCGACAAGGACUUUUACCGGGAGGUGCAGGACGAAGAGAUCGAGCAGCUGGUCGCCGGAGACGAGCACUGCGCGUAUUUUGAGGUCUCCGCCAAGAAGAACACCAACGUGGACCAGAUGUUUCAGACGCUCUUCACCAUGGCCAAGCUGCCGAACGAGAUGAGCCCCGACCGCCACUGCAAGGUCUCGCUGCAGUACUGCGACGUUCUGCACAGAAAGUCCUUCCGAAACAAGAAGUUCAAGGACGGGAAUGCGUACGGGAUCGUGGAGCCGCUCGCGCGCAGACCGAGCGUCCAGAGCGACCUGAUGUACAUAAAGGAGAAGGCGAUAGGAGGCGGUCAGGCCAAAGAGAGAGGCUGCAUCAUCUGCUGACAAAUGACUGCAAAGUCCAAGACUCUAGAACUGUUGAAGCCAGUGUGUCUGCCUUGGAAACAUGAGACCAAAACAUGAAAUCUGGAUCCACACUGGAUCUAAAGCUGUGGUGCAGUUGCUCUGAAAAUGCUGUAAAUCUGUAUUUCUGUGAGUUUUUUGAGAGCAGCAUUGAAGAGAAUGUUUACACUUCGCCUUUAUUCUCAGACAGGGUGAAACUUGAAUGUUUGUCGCAGAAUGAUCAAAGAGAAUCAUUUGUGUGUGUAUUUAUUAUGUCCUCGACAUUUUUUUUUUUUGCAUAAAGAGAAAAUAAAACACUUGCUACUUUUUUAACCUGUC